CCGAGUCGGCUGCCUGUAUGUAUUAAUAGUCCGUUUGAGAUUGAUGAACGAAGCCACUCAAUCAUUAUUUUCUUCGGUGUGGUCCUCUCGGUCGAAUAGAAGUCAUCAAAAUAUCUUGGCCGAGCAAUGGACGUCCAGUGAUGGGAGACACAACACGUUAUGAUCUGCAUACAUCGUGCAGUCAGCCGGCAUGAGGAGUGCCUGUGUUGAGCGCGUACGGGCAAGACGUCCAGCCCUUCGCGGCGGCCUCGUGGAUCCGCAAGCUAGAGGUGAGGGUCCCUCAGGUACGGGCGAUGACUUGCAGCAGCAGCGGCAGUACUUUGUUGAGUCCAUUUCACACCACGCGUCGUGCCGGCAGAGGCUGCAUACCCGGAGUGGUCCGCGCGUCAAGCCUCAUUUAGAUGUUCUGCUCCCAUGUGCCCGCGCUCAUGGACAAUCGCGAGUGCUCUCCUCCGGCCAAUCAAUGUCUGUUCGCAUUGUAAGUGUGUUACAUCUAAAGCGAAUAUGGCCAGAAUCAAAUUGUUCGCAUGUAGAUGAGCUCUGUGACACGAUGGCUUGUCUCAACCGAAAACCAAUGUUGUCGGCUCAUGAAAAUACCAAUACGCAUCCGGGCAUUGCGGCUUUCAUGAGCACGUCCUGUGUCUGAUGACAACAAGCCACAAUUUGACAAGUGCCCGCAGAGCCUAAUCUGUUGAUUGUGACACCACCGAUGUUGGAGGUCAACUAACUGCCAGCAUGUCAUUUGUUGCCGAGGUCAUCGCUGUCGUGCCACGAGACAAUGCCAUCUCAACGAACACGAGUUAGAGGUUGCCGCAAGCCACG
Messenger RNA from Dissoconium aciculare CBS 342.82, 822 nucleotides. RefSeq lists its product as uncharacterized. The transcript has a single exon. Bases 191 to 646 code for a protein of 151 amino acids. Lineage: Eukaryota; Fungi; Ascomycota; Dothideomycetes; Mycosphaerellales; Dissoconiaceae. The record is from RefSeq and is a predicted model, not a curated record.